This is a messenger RNA of Impatiens glandulifera, 2042 nucleotides long. RefSeq names its product suppressor of mec-8 and unc-52 protein homolog 1. Gene Ontology annotation, molecular function: protein binding. Lineage: Eukaryota; Viridiplantae; Streptophyta; Magnoliopsida; Ericales; Balsaminaceae. The coding region runs from base 253 to 1794 and encodes 513 amino acids. The record is from RefSeq and is a predicted model, not a curated record. Gene Ontology annotation, biological process: mRNA splicing, via spliceosome. The transcript has 18 exons. Gene Ontology annotation, cellular component: precatalytic spliceosome.
CAAGAAUCGGAGGGCAAUCCAUAGCCGGCUCUUCCAUCGUCGACUCCUAGACCGGAUUACCAGAGCCACCAUUUGUGCGUUUUCUCUCCAUCUCCAACCUAACCAUACAUUUCCGCCUCCGGCGACGACCUCAUUCUUUCUCAGCCGCACACUUCCAGCCGUAUCAUCCGGUGGACUGUAUAUCUUGAAUUGAUUACUCUCUUUCAAACUCAAAUCUCCUACCUUCUCUUGUGGUAUUGAUUAGGUUAUGUGAUGUCUACUUUGGAAAUUGAAGCUCGGGAUGUGAUUAAGAUAGUUCUUCAGUUCUGCAAAGAGAAUUCCUUGCACCAAACAUUUCAAACAUUGCAGAAUGAGUGUCAAGUUUCUCUGAACACAGUUGAUAGCCUUGAAACCUUUGUUGCUGAUAUCAACAGUGGUAGAUGGGAUGCCAUACUGCCUCAAGUGGCACAACUUAAGCUUCCAAGAAAGAAUCUGGAAGAUUUAUAUGAACAAAUUGUUUUGGAAAUGAUUGAACUUCGGGAGUUGGAUACUGCUCGUGCUAUUUUGAGACAAACCCAAGUAAUGGGUGUCAUGAAACAGGAGCAACCAGAAAGGUACCUGCGACUUGAGCACCUUCUAGUAAGGACAUAUUUUGAUCCAAAUGAGGCAUAUCAGGAAUCAACAAAAGAGAAACGGCGAGCAUUGAUAUCUCAAGCUCUCGCUGCGGAGGUCUCAGUGGUCCCACCCUCACGCUUAAUGGCUUUAAUUGGCCAAUCUCUGAAAUGGCAACAACACCAAGGGAUGCUGCCUCAAGGAACACAGUUCGAUUUGUUCAGAGGAACGGCUGCUAUGAAACAAGAUGUAGAAGAUAUGUAUCCAACAACUAUAGGGCAUACUAUUAAGUUUGGAAAAAAGAGUCACCCCGAAUGUGCUCGUUUUUCUCCAGAUGGGCAGUUCCUUGUAUCUUGCUCUGUUGAUGGAUUUAUUGAGGUUUGGGAUUACAUGACUGGUAAACUAAAGAAGGAUCUUCAGUACCAAGCUGAUGAGACAUUUAUGAUGCAUGAUGAUGCGGUUCUUUGUGUUGAUUUUAGCAGAGAUUCUGAGAUGCUUGCAUCUGGGUCACAAGAUGGAAAGAUUAAAGUGUGGCGUAUAAGAACUGGUCAGUGUCUGCGACGUCUGGAGCAUGCUCAUUCUCAAGGGGUUACUAGUCUCGUGUUUUCUAGGGAUGGAACCCAACUGCUAAGCGCCUCAUUUGACAGCACAGCCAGAAUCCAUGGCCUUAAGUCGGGGAAAUUGCUAAAGGAGUUUCGUGGUCAUACUUCCUAUGUGAAUGAUGCGAUCUUCACAAGUGAUGGGACUCGUGUUAUUACCGCCUCUAGUGAUUGUACUGUUAAGGUUUGGGAUGUGAAGACUACAGACUGUCUGCAAACAUUCAAGCCUCCACCCCCGUUAAGGGGGGGAGAUGCUUCUGUGAACUCCGUUCUCCUUUUCCCCAAAAAUCCCGACCAUAUUAUCGUAUGUAACAAGACAUCAUCAAUUUACCUCAUGACGCUUCAAGGACAGGUUGUAAAGAGUUUCUCUUCCGGUAAAAGAGAGGGUGGAGACUUUGUAGCAGCUUGCCUAUCACCUAAAGGAGAAUGGAUUUAUUGUGUUGGUGAAGACAGAAAUAUGUACUGCUUCAGUUAUCAAUCUGGUAAACUUGAGCAUCUCAUGAAGGUGCAUGAUAAGGAUGUUAUAGGCAUCACUCACCAUCCCCACAGAAAUCUUGCUGCUACAUAUAGCGAAGAAAGCACCAUGAAAUUGUGGAAACCCUAAACAGGAUGCCCUUUUCACUAUUUUGGCAAUGGCAAUGGUUGUUUCUUCUUCUUCUUCUUCUAUGGACAUAACUGUUAGAUUACUGCGAAUCGAGAACUUUGGUUUAGUUUAUGAUUUGCGAAAAUGAAUAUUGUUCCGUAGGACUAGGAAACAGUUGGAGCUAUCUGCAUGUAAUUUAUUUUUUUAUGAUUUCUUUACAAAUAUACUUGUUGUAGAUUGGUUAUGAAUAGUCUACGAUUUCAGCAUCA